Molecule: messenger RNA, 1754 nt
Organism: Baudoinia panamericana UAMH 10762
Lineage: Eukaryota; Fungi; Ascomycota; Dothideomycetes; Mycosphaerellales; Teratosphaeriaceae
Exons: 2
Coding region: 68-1441 (457 amino acids)
Cellular component (GO): cytoplasm
Molecular function (GO): cysteine synthase activity
Source: RefSeq, a predicted model, not a curated record
UCGUCAAUCCUGUAUCUGCGCAGUUUCAAUGCGUGGGUCCUGAGUGCGCUAGGCUAGUGAGGUGAAGAUGGGCAUCUUCGCCAACGUCGCCAAUGCGAUAUGGGCCCGUCUACUUGAUCACAAAGGCAAAGUCACCUCGUUCGGCGGCUUCUUGUUUGGGAUCUUAUGCGCAUUGGCAUUCAAAGACUUCUAUCCCGACCUCGAACAUUCCUUCCGACGGCGCAUGCGAAGACUCCGUGGACCUGAGAUUCCGCAUCUUGCGCCUGGUCAGCACGAUCAAGUCCGCUUAGAAGACCACACCGAACGGAAGUCGUCGGGGCUUGUAGUUGACUCUAACGAUGCCAGACGGACGCUUGACUCCAUUGGCGCCAAUAUCGCAGUCGGUGUUGAAGGCCUUGUUGGUCACACGCCGCUUGUCAAGCUCAAGUACCUAAGCGAGGCGACCGACUGCGAGAUCCUGGCGAAAGCCGAGUAUUUGAACGGCGCUGGCAACUCACCCAAGGACCGUGUGGCGCUAUCAAUGAUUAACCUUGCCGAGGAAGAAGGUCUUCUCGUACCAGGCAGAGGCGACACAAUCUAUGAGGGUACCGUAGGCUCAACAGGCAUUUCCCUGGCCGCGGUAUGUAGGGCGAGAGGAUACAAGGCUUACAUAUGCAUGCCUGACGACCAGGCUACCGAAAAGUCCGACUUACUGCUUAAGCUUGGCGCAAUAGUGGAACGCGUACGCCCGGCUUCAAUCGUAGAUCAAGACCAAUUCGUCAACCUCGCUCGUCGUCGCGCCGAAGAGCAUACCGACGAUUCGGAUAAGCCCGGUCGAGGGUUCUUCGCCGACCAAUUCGAAAAUACCGCCAAUUAUCUUGCCCACCAGAACACAACAGGUCCUGAAAUCUACGCGCAAACCCAAGGCCACAUCGACGCCUUUGUAGCUGGUGCAGGCACGGGCGGCACCAUCUCUGGCGUGGCGCUCGCGCUCAAGCCACUACUGCCGGAUAUGCAGGUUGUGCUUGCAGACCCGCAGGGUUCCGGGUUAUACAACAAGAUCAAGUAUGGUGUGCUAUUCUCUGCCACUGAGACAGAGGGGACGCGCCGUCGACAUCAGGUGGAUAGUAUUGUAGAAGGCGUAGGGAUCAAUCGUCUGACUGCUAACUUCAGCGCUGGAAUGCAUCUCAUAGAUGAUGCGGUGAAGGUAGGCGAUAAGCAGGCCAUGCAGAUGGCGCGGUGGCUAGUUGAGAAGGAGGGUCUGUUUGUUGGAGCGAGCAGUGCUGUGAACUGCGUUGCAGCAGCCUAUCUGGCGAAAAAGUUGGGGAAAGGGAAGACGAUUGUGACGGUGUUGUGCGAUUCAGGAACGCGCCAUCUUAGCAAAUUCUGGAAAGAAGCUGGAAACAUAGAAGCAGCAGAAGAGGAACUGGAUCUCGAAGAGAUUCUUGACGGAGUAAAGUGACAACGAAGCCAGGAUUGCGCCAAGGCUCGCAGCCUUCCAACUUGGUUGGCAUCGUCGAAGGCGCAGUGUGCACAGUACAAUUGUGGUGAGUUGCGGCCUGGCUGAGUGGAUGAAGCAACACUGCCGCAAGCACAAGAGCUCCCGUGAGGUGCGGUCAACAUCUCGCAUCUACCCCAACAGGGCACCGCACAACGCAACCAACACGGACAGUACACCCACUCCCAUCACAUCCAAUUUCGGGAGUGUGCUACCGCAUGUUGACAGUUCGAAAGGACCGAUCCCUCCGACCUGGUAAUGUGACAUGACAACGUUC